GGCGCAGGCAUGGUGGCGUGGAGAUCCAUAAAUAAGCAGACUUUCACAAGAGAAUAUGUAUUACAUAUCCUUGGUUUUGUUUGCUUUUGCUUGGUUUUGACCAGUUUGUUGGCCAUCCCAUCGGAAUGUUUUCCUCUUCCAUGUUCCGUCUCGCUCUGCACAGCCAUCAACCGAGAGUCCGACUCCGCCGACUACAUAGCACAUAGGCUUCCGAACCGGUGCCAGCUCCGAGCCAGAUCCUAACCUACCAUCGCGUUGCCCGAGACACUGUAAUUUUACAGCUGGGAAUGGUCGAACCAAGCAAUGAACUGUCUGAACCUAAUGACAGAGUCAAGGAGCAGCCGCUAGAGCUCAGAUCCCAAGCAGAUUUGGUCAUCCAGGAGUUCGAACGAAUGGAGGAGUACAAUUUCGCCCCGCCGCCCGAUACUCCUAUUGAUAUCUCUAUUGAACGAUUGAAGUCGAAGAAUGAUCUCCUCAAUCUUCUGGGCUCAAGUCUUCUACCUCAACUCCAACAUCAAUGCGCCAGGCUGUCUGAAUUGUUGUGGGAGCCAUCCCACAUGCAGAACAAUCCGGCCUCAACGCUCAAGCUCAUUUCAGAGAUCCAAGCCAGGCUUCAUCUGAUUUUGAGCCAAAUCAUCCAGACGCGCGAUCAAAUCUUUCCUGGAAAAAUCUCCGAACCUUAUCAGACAAAUGACCAACGCUUCGAUCAAUUCAAAAUCUAUAGACUCCACAGGCUUGAUGCUUCUCUCAGAGCAGACAUGAAAAUUCGGCUCAGAAUUUUGUUUCAAGAUUCUAUCAAACAUAUUCAAAAUUUCAAGCGCUCAACAACAGACAGAAGUAACAUAAUCGAGCUGACUUACUUGAAAAUCGACGAGAAGAUUGACUUAGCCAUCAGCUUUAUCAAAGGAUCCGAAUUGCGUUUGAUAUGGGAGCUUUGGAAAGAUGGGAUCAACAAGUUGAAUUACGAAGUGGAAGCACUAGUACGUCAGAUGGAUCCGAUCAACGCCUUACAUCAAGAGGGCGAAAGUCCCUUGAGUCAACCAGCUAUCAAACUCGGUCGAUCAAUCCUCCCAAUCUUCAAAUUAUCCAGACUUUGUUUCAAGAAAUUAUAUCGGGCAAAUGUCAAGAUGGAGGAAGUAGAAUUAUUCACAGAGAUGUGCUCUCAUCAAUUAGUUUGCUUGCACGCAACCACCGACAACAUCGUUGAAUCGAUUUCAAAUUUAUCAUUUUCCAUACAAGAUGCUGAUCGACUCGAGCCUGGUGAAACUACUUUGGCCAUAUUCGAAGAACUCGACAAACUCAUCAAAUCAUUCCAAUCUUAUUUCUCCCUUAUUUCUCUCUAUGUUCUCCCUAAUAUGUUCCCAAACCCCAUCGAUUUCUCUCAUCAGAUUUACUUCCAAAAUUGGAUUGUUGCUUGGACUACUUCCUUUCUUUUAGCUACUCAUAACGCUAUCCAAGCUGUUCAAUUAUUUGCAGAUACUUGA
This is a messenger RNA of Puccinia graminis f. sp. tritici CRL 75-36-700-3, 1484 nucleotides long. RefSeq lists its product as uncharacterized. Lineage: Eukaryota; Fungi; Basidiomycota; Pucciniomycetes; Pucciniales; Pucciniaceae. The coding region runs from base 288 to 1484 and encodes 398 amino acids. The transcript has 2 exons. The record is from RefSeq and is a predicted model, not a curated record.